AUGGCAAUAAUUGUUGAACUGGACACCGGCUGGUCCGGUUCAAUAACAUUAGAUAAAAGUCAGAUUUGGCUUGACCAGCCUACCCAAUCAGCUACUGCCAAGCAAGCCGAGCUGCCGCCAAUGGAAAGGAUGUCCCAAGGAGCUAUCUAUUGGGCCUUAGCUAAUGGACCUGAGGCAAGCUAUUUAGAUGCUAUUUAUCAAUUGGGCUCUUCCAGAGAAGAAUGCGAACACUAUGCUGAAGAAGUGCAAAAACUAGCUUACAAAUUGUUGGAACUCAUAUCUCUAAGCUUAGGCCUGCCGGCUAAUCGUCUGAACGGAUUCUUUAAAGACCAUCGCAGCUUCAUCCGACUCAACCACUAUCCAGCUUGUCCCGUUCCUCACCUUGCUCUUGGGGUUGGCCAGCACAAGGAUGGCGUUGCCCUAGCCAUCCUCGCUCAAGACGAUGUUGGAGGACUCGAAGUGAAGCGAAAAACAGAUGGAGAGUGGAUUCGGGUCAAACCUACUCAUGAUGCUUAUGUUAUCAAUGUUGGUGACAUUAUUCAGGUUUGGAGCAAUGAUAGGUAUGAAAGUGUGGAGCACAGGGCAGUAGUGAAUUCUGAGAAAGACAGAAUCUCCAUCCCAUUCUUCUUCAGCCCCGCUCACUACACCAUUGUGGAACCCUUGGAAGAGCUAAUAAAUGAUCAAAACCCUGCCAAGUAUAAGCCAUAUAACUGGGGGGAGUAUUUCACAAACCGAAUACGCAGCAAUUUCCAGAAGCUUGAUGUUGAAAAUAUUCAAAUCUAUCAUUUCAAGCUCCCAGAUAAAUUUGGUUAAAGGGAAGAAUCGCCUUUGUGCAAGCAUCAUCAAUACAAGUGUCUUAGCUUUGCCUUCCUAUGAAAUAUUAUCCUCCGUAUAAUUAUAAAUAAUGGAUACUCCUAUAUAUAAAGAUGGAUAUUGAAAUAAAAGUUACUUGUUGAUUUUCCUUCUUUUCUC
This is a messenger RNA of Ilex paraguariensis (yerba mate), 972 nucleotides long. NCBI's taxonomy places the organism in Eukaryota, Viridiplantae, Streptophyta, Magnoliopsida, Aquifoliales, Aquifoliaceae. The record is from the annotation of a GenBank genome assembly.